Salvia splendens (bonfire salvia) is the source of this 465-nucleotide messenger RNA. RefSeq lists its product as uncharacterized. Bases 1 to 465 code for a protein of 154 amino acids. The transcript has 2 exons. NCBI's taxonomy places the organism in Eukaryota, Viridiplantae, Streptophyta, Magnoliopsida, Lamiales, Lamiaceae. The record is from RefSeq and is a predicted model, not a curated record.
AUGUUUCCAGAAACGGUGAGCCCUUCAAGAAAAGACUGGAGCAAGCGGUUAGAUAAUACCUUGUGGGCUUAUCAGACUGCUUACAAGACUCCAAUUGAAAGGAAACUCCAACUGCAAGUGUUGGAAGAGCUUCUACUGGAGUCAUACGACGCCGCUAUGUGGUAUAAGGAGAAAACCAAGCUAUGGCAUGACAAGUACUUGCGGGUGAAAGAGCUGCAGGUCGGACAAAAGGCGCUCCUAUUCCAGUCGAGACUCAAAUUGAUGCCUGGGAAGUUGAAAUCGAAGUCGAUAAGGCCAUACACCAUCGUCGCCCUUAGAGCGAAUGGAGCAGUGGAGUUUCAGGGAAGUGACCCAAGCUCUCCUUAUUUUCUGGUUAAUGGUCACCGUGUGAAACCUUUUAGGGACAACUCAAAGAUAUGCUCAGUGGAAGAAAUUUCACUCCGCAUACCCGGUAUUUUUGCCUAA